CCGCGUCCAUACGAAGAGAACUCCGGCCGCCGGCGAGAUGGAACGCCUGCCGGAGGAGCUCCUCGUGCGUGUGGUCUCGCUCACGUCGCCGCUGGACGCCUGCCGCGCGGCCGCUGUCUCCCGGGCCUUCCGCGCCGCAGCGGACUCCGACGCCGUCUGGUCCUUCUUCCUGCCCCGUAACCUCCCGCGGUUCGCCAAAGGCGAGCUCCCCCGCACGCAGCCGUCGAGCAAGAAGGAGCUGUUCCGACGCCUCUCCGACCAGCCAGCUCUCCUCCCACACAAAUUAGUGAGCAUGCAGCUGGACAAGGCUACCGGCGCCCAGUGCUUCACGAUUUCGGCGAGGGCGCUACUGAUUCCGCGGUGCAAGGGCUCGCACCGGGUCAGUUUAUGUGCACUUUCGAACUGCAGCAAACAAGACAAAAGGUUCUUCUCCGAAGACGCUCGGUUCUAUCGUAUCAAUGAGUUGGAGAUCCGGGGCAAGAUACAGACGAAGAUGCUCUCACAAAGCACAACAUAUGCCGUAUACUUGGUGUUCAAGCUAGCAUAUGUAUACAAUGAGUUCGAUUUCCCAUACGAGGUGGCUUCCGUUGGUGUUGCCGGGAGAGAGUCGACCCGGCAAGUUUGUGUGCAAGGUUGCAGAGGGAGUCUUAGUUGUGACGCAAAUCCUCCCAGAGAGGAAGUUCAUUUCCCUCAUGAAAAAGACGAUGGUUGGAUGGAGGUGGAGUUGGGUGAGUUCCGUAACGAGGAGUGCGACGGUGGUGACGAGGUGUCCAUCAGCUUCAUGGGAGAAAGCAAGUCUGGUCUUACCGUGCUGGGCAUUGAGCUCAGAAGUAAGCAACAAAAGCCGACACAAUUGUAGAAUUACCAUUAAGUAACCCGUGGGAGUUAAAACGACCUUUUUGAAGUGUCUUUGGUUACGUAAGUGAUUUUUCGCUAUGAUGAAG
Messenger RNA from Triticum aestivum (bread wheat), 944 nucleotides. Its product is annotated as F-box protein PP2-B11. The record is from RefSeq and is a predicted model, not a curated record. NCBI's taxonomy places the organism in Eukaryota, Viridiplantae, Streptophyta, Magnoliopsida, Poales, Poaceae. The transcript is spliced from 3 exons. The coding region runs from base 38 to 859 and encodes 273 amino acids. Gene Ontology annotation, molecular function: protein binding.